AUGAAUGUUUUGUUGUCGCCGCAGCCUCCAGUUUUCCCACACCACCACGAAAACCCUCGUUUGUCUCCUCAGCGAUCUGUUUCACCACUACUCGGCAUGUCAAAUCGAAAGCGAAAGGCCGAUGAUGAUGGGGACGAAACCAUGUCGCCAUUGAGCUCGCCUGCCAUCUCAGCUCGACCACUUGUACGCCCCUCGAAAAAAGUACGAUCCAACGAGCUUAUCGGUCGACCCCUUCCCUUGCCUCGACUUCUGGAGACUCUCGAUGCCAGCCAGCUAAGGAUGGUCCUGGAACGGCUCUGUGAACGCCACCCGGAUAUUGGACAGGAAGUUGUCGUCGGGGCGCCUCGACCGUCCGUUUUGUCUGCCCUGGACGUUUUGCAGGACUAUCACGUCAAGCUGAAGGAAGCCAUACCUUACGGCGAAUCAAGCCCUGAAUAUACCUAUUAUCGAGUCAAGGAACCCUUAAUUGCCCUCAUCGAUGCUCUAUCCGACUUUACACCCCAAUAUCUCCCACCUAUCGAGACACAGCCGACUACUUCAUUGCAGUUCCUUGAUGGCGCCACAAAACUUAUCCACGACCUGCCCAACUGGGAGCCCCAGGCUUAUCGCCAUCACAAGGAAAGUGCAUACGAUGAUAUUUCACGGGCCUGGGCUCUGGUCAUUACUGAGGCUGGUAAACGAGGUGGCGGCCUUAACUUGCACACUGGCGGGUGGGACCAGACGCUGUCUCGUCACAAUGAACAGUCAGGAGGGCGUCUCGGCACUGCCAUGUCCGCCAUGGCUAGCAGUGUAGGCUGGAUGGGUCCGGGACCUAGCACGCAAGGCAACCCGUCUGAGCAGAAUUCUAUUCUCAAUCGACUCAUGUCCGGCUCAUAUGGAUCCCCCGUGCGGGUUGGGCCUUGGUAA
Metarhizium brunneum ARSEF 3297 is the source of this 906-nucleotide messenger RNA. RefSeq names its product Tethering factor for nuclear proteasome STS1 (gene STS1). Gene Ontology annotation, molecular function: proteasome binding. The record is from RefSeq and is a predicted model, not a curated record. Lineage: Eukaryota; Fungi; Ascomycota; Sordariomycetes; Hypocreales; Clavicipitaceae. Gene Ontology annotation, cellular component: nuclear membrane; nucleus. Gene Ontology annotation, biological process: proteasome localization; nuclear protein quality control by the ubiquitin-proteasome system.